Messenger RNA from Nelumbo nucifera (sacred lotus), 1724 nucleotides. RefSeq names its product glutamyl-tRNA (Gln) amidotransferase subunit C. The record is from RefSeq and is a predicted model, not a curated record. NCBI's taxonomy places the organism in Eukaryota, Viridiplantae, Streptophyta, Magnoliopsida, Proteales, Nelumbonaceae.
CUACGGCAAUUAGGGUUUAUAUUGUUCCCAACUCAGAACAAAACUAUAGACCAUGUUCUUUCAUAACAAGUUAAAUCAGGACCAUCUAUCAUGGGCCUUCUUAUUGGAGGACAGAAAUGGAGAAUAAUCUAAAAAAGUAUUGAAGUCCGUGUCGCGCCUGAACCGGCCGAGUUGGAGUCUGGAAACGAAAAGAAGAGGGAGGAAGCAGGAAUGACCGCUGCUCUGCUUAAAUCCAAAGGGUUGUCUAGCUGCUGACUGCUGAGCCUUUCUUUUCUUUAAUGGCAAUUAGCAAAGUUUGGUUGCUAAGUUUAUUAGUUUCGUUUACCACAACAAGGUCUGAAGAAUAUCAUAGAGAGAGAGAAACUCAGAGAAGUGAGAAUUCGUGACAGACAACCAAACCUAGUGAGUGAGUGAGUGAGUGAGUGUGAAAUGGGGCUCUCGCCGAAAUAAGGUUGUGUCGCCGGGUGCCCGUGUAACCUUUCCAUCGAAGUUUCAGGCAUUGAAGUCUCAGGGUAAGGAGAGGAACCGCUUUACAGGUUGCCUCAAAACCCUUAAUUUGGGAAAAUGUCUCGGAGGGUAUUUUGCCGCCAAUGGUUGUUUUCGUUUCUCCACUGCAUUCAUAGGUCUCGUUUGCAAGCAUCAUCUCUUUCAAGAUUGGAAUCUCGGAGUAGUUUAUUUUAUAGCAUUUUAGAAACUCAUAUCGACAGUGGAUACUUCCCCAUGGUACAAGCAUGGCGGUCAUACAGCCGUGGUGGACGCAAUUAUGACCUCUUUGGCAAUGGAAAACCUGGUGAUGAAGAAUUCAGGAAAGCCUGGGAGAAACAGAUGGAUGAAGAGGCUUGUCUCUGGACAGGAAGUGAUGAUGAUGAUGAUGAUGGUAAAAAGGGUCGAAGCCAUCUAGAAAAUGAGAUCGGGAAAGUUAAACAGAAAGCGAAGGAACACUCAGAUCUUAUUGAUGCUGAUGACAGCGAUGAGUUGAGAAGUGUCUGGUCUGGAAGUGAUGAAGAGAAGACGCUGUGGACAGGAAGUGAAUGUGACGAUGAUGAUGAUAUUCCUACUGAAGCCUAUCCAAAUGAAAGUAGUGAUGCAUAUAUAGACAAAUUGUUUGAGUUUGAGGAGACACCAAAAUACCGAACAAUCUCUGAACUGUUGAAAGCUGAAAAAGAACCACCAGAGUUAUCCCCAGGAAAACAAGCUAGGAAGCUUGCUGUUGAGAAUGCCCUGAAAAAGUUGAAGAAAGGGCCAGAUGGGCGUUAUAUCAAUGUGUGGGAGGUUAUGACUGAUAUUGACAUUCUAAUAGGAGCUUUUGAAAAUAUUGUUUCGGGCCCAGAAUAUGCAGAACUUAGAAAGGGAGGACCAAAGAAGCUAAACAUGGAAUUUUUUAAAGAUAUACAAGCACGUAUGAGAGAUCCAAACUUCAAGUUCUCACCUGAGCUAAAGUUGAAGCCAAAGAACAAACUGGUGUCAAGAAGGAAAUGGCAAAAAGCCCAAGCAAGGCGGAGGAAGGAUCAGAAACGUUAGGUAGUAAUCCUUUUACUCUUCAUUGAAAACAAGUUACAUGUACACCCUUUGGAUCUUUAAUUUGUGCAUUAUUACAUUGCUUUUAAAGUGCUUUGUUAUGCUUACCAAAUUAAAAAUUACAAUGAACACCAUGUUGCAAUAAAUACAGAAUAUUUGUUGUUAUAAGGUGGAUUUUAUUAAGUUAUUAGAUUUGUUUCUUUAAA